GUCGGCGUGCGGACGGCAGGUGGCGUCGACGACAAACGACCACAGGAACUGCAGGACGCAGCUCGAAGCAAGAAGGGAUUGGCAUGAAAGCGCGUCAAGUGGCGCAUUCGCCGCGUGGAAGAAAACCGCCACCAGUUUCACCGAGUCUGACCUGGAGUUGGAGGAAUGAGCGAUUACAACGAAUCGUUUGACGAAUUCGUGGAGGACGAAGUUGAGAGCGAUGGCGCGGUGCAGCGGCGUCAGUCCAGGUCUCCACGGAGAACGACGAAGCCACCGGGGGUGGAGCCGCUUGAGGAGAGUUCGUACGAUGACGAGUCAUUUGAAGCUGCUAGUUUGAGUCCUGCCAAGGAACGCAUGGCCCACGCCGCGACAACUUCGCCGCCCUUGGCAAAGUUUCCAUGCGGGUUAGCCGUGGAAGUGCAUUGGCCGGAUGAAGGCGAAUGGUUCGCGGGGAAUGUGGUCGAGUACGAUCCAACUCGAGGGUACUUUGUCCGAUACGUGGAUGGCGACGAGCAAUGGGAGGACGACAAAUACAUGCGGUGGCCGCAAAAACCCAUCCUCGAGCCAUCCCCGGAUCCGACCCCACCGCCCCCAACACUUUCCGACGGUCCGACCUUACUCCCUCCGCCGGAGCUCAAAAGGAUUGUCAUCCCGCGAGCAUACACGCCCCAGGCACACCAUCCAUCGAACAUCAAGACCGCCCGGCCGUACACAUGCGUGGCGUCACAUCCGGUUGAGUCCAGCAUGUAUUUGACGCCACGACGGUUCAAACAAGCAAUGGAGGCCUGCAGUGAAUGCAGGGCGCGUUGCAACUGCGUCCAUGAGAGCGUACGAUGGGCCAGGUCCUCGUCGCCAUCGCCGUCGUCAGUGCAUGGCCAGCAUCCGUUGGACCAUCGCUUCCUACAGCCUGUCGCCGCUGAGAAGGAGACACAGACGUAUGCCUGCAGCGCGGCAUCGCAGCAUGCUUAAGCUUCGAGUCGAAGGGCUAUUUGCCGACCCGUGGUCCUUCUGCCCAUGAAUUUAAUAUAUCCAAAUUGAGCAAGAUUUCGAUAUAUAUAAAAAUACAAAAUUUCUC
Aphanomyces invadans is the source of this 1075-nucleotide messenger RNA. RefSeq lists its product as hypothetical. The transcript has 2 exons. The record is from RefSeq and is a predicted model, not a curated record. NCBI's taxonomy places the organism in Eukaryota, Oomycota, Saprolegniomycetes, Saprolegniales, Verrucalvaceae. The coding region runs from base 166 to 969 and encodes 267 amino acids.